AUGGGGUCGGCCACCGUUCGAUCGGGUGCGGACAUCGUUAGCAUACUGCUGCUCACUGUGAUACACACGGGGACGAUGGGCUGGAAGCUGGAUAAUCGAAACAUCAUGUACACUAAUCAGGACAUCUCGUACGAGUGUCCAAUCAACACCAUGUGCCGGUGUGCGAGUUUACCCAACGAAACCGCACUCCUCGAGAUCAACUGCAACGAGGUGUCACUUUACAAAUUUCCCGAGUUUCUGCACGGGACGAUAAAGCACAUCGACAUGUCACGCACCUUCAUCCACAACGUGGACGACGAAACGUUUCAAGGGUUGCGGCUGGAGUCGCUUAAGCUGGUAGACAACAAAAUACAGGAUAUUUCGGAAAAGAGCUUCAACUUUAUGCAGCAUUCGCUAGUGUCGCUGGAUCUGUCCGACAAUCAGUUACAGGGACUACCGCUGGAUUCACUAAAAAAUGUCCACACGCUAAGCCGAUUAGUAGCACAGAGGAAUAACAUACACCAUCUGGACGGUAACUGGGGCGGUUUGGUGGAUUCGCUGCGCAGUCUGCACAUAUCGGGCAACUCCAUUUCCGAGGUAUCUUUCUACACGCACGAUGAAAAGCGUCAAAACCACACGGCGCCCAACUCACAAGCUUCCAUAAUAAACGCGAAACAAUUCUCACAGUAUCCGCCGGUGACGGUGGUGGGGCAGCAAACGGCGGGCAGCAACGGUCUCCAGCAGGGCGUUAAACCGUUCGCCAAGCUGAAAAAGCUCGUCUGGCUCGACAUCAGCUCGAACCGUAUCGCACACAUCAGCCCAAACACGUUCCCCAAAUCGUUGGUAACGAUCGACCUUUCCAAGAACAUUCUUUCCCAGUUUCCGACGGCUUUUCUGGAGCAUCUGCACGAUCUGCGCGUACUCUCGCUUAAGGAUAACCUUAUAGCGAAGGUUGACGGGAGCCCCGAAAUAAUCGGAACGGCUCGAAUCCGGCUCGAAAAGCUCGAUCUCAGCCUGAAUCUCGUCGAAGAAAUACCUUCCCUGCUGUUUAAUGGAAGCGUGCGCAUCAAGGCAAUUAAUUUUGAUAAAAACUUUAUCCGCCACUUGGAGGCAGACACGUUCCAGGGGCUGAACAUUGUGCACAUGGUGCUGGCAUUUAAUUUCAUCGAAUCGAUCGAUGAUGGUGCAUUUGCAUCGCUCGAAAACAGCCUGGAAUAUUUGGAUCUCGAACGAAACCGACUGACAGUUGUUCCGAGUGCGAUUGGACGAUUGAAUCGGUUACGCUAUCUGUACUUGACGUCGAACGAACUAGCCAGCAUUCCUGUUCUGCCGGAAGCGUUACUACCCACCACGCUGAAGGUACUAUCGCUAAGUGGUAACAAUUUUACCGCCAUUCCUGUGGAUGGUUUAUCCAACUGCACCGAGCUGUCGUAUCUGAACAUGGGCUACAACAAGAUUGCCGAGAUCGAGGAAAACGCGUUCUUGGGUUGGGGUUCAAAUUUGCAAACAUUGCUGCUACGCAACAAUAAGAUCACCAGCCUUAACUACGGUGCUUUCAACGGACUCGAUACAAUCAAGGAGAUCAGUCUCAGCUUCAACGACAUACACUACGUACAUCCGAACGUGUUCGAAAAUGUGUCCACAUCGCUCAAGAUCCUGGAGCUUUCGUUUGGCAUCUACCGGGAAGAAUACCCCGGCGAAGCUCUGGCGGUACUGACCGAGCUAAUGUGGCUAGGGCUAGAUAACAAUAAUCUCAAAACGCUACCAGAUGGGGCACUGUCGACACUUGGGCAACUAACGUACGUAAACCUGGCAUUCAAUCGAAUUGUUGCUAUUCCUCGUUGGCUUUUCCGAUCGGACGUGCAUCGGAACUUGGUAGAGAUAGAUUUAUCGUUCAAUCAGCUCGAAGACUUACCCAGCGCAACCUUCGACAGCUUGGAGUUGAUACAAAUUAUCAACUUAUCAUCAAACAAGCUACGCAGUAUUCAGAAGAACGCGUUACAUGAUCUACCGUACCUUACCUACGUCGAUCUGUCGUACAAUGCGCUUCAAAAUGUCAGUGAGGGAGCGUUUAGUUUUCUGCCCAGCUUGCUGAGUGUGGAUCUCAUGCACAAUGAACUAAGUACGCUGUCGUUGAAAGUGUUUCGUCAAGUAUCAAACGCUACCACUCCGAUGCGGCUGAACAUUAGCAAUAAUGCUAUCGAGUUUCUGGAUGGAGAUGUUAACUCACUGCUGUACGUGUACUCGCUAGAUGCUAGCCAUAAUCUGCUGCAGGACACGACCGUGUUUCGAGCGCUAGCAUUUUCAUUACGCAUACUCUACCUGAACUGGAACAACUUCACUUCCCUCGGCAACCAUGCGUUCGGAGACUUGCAGAUUCUGGAAAUACUGAAUCUGGCGCACAAUAACAUAAGCUCGCUGCGAAGACGUAGCUUUGCCGGUUUGGUAAAUCUCCAGGAGUUUGAUCUUAGUCACAACCGAAUAGAAAGUUUGCAGAUAGAACAAUUUUCUCCGUUGAAAAAACUACGGCUCCUUCGGCUAAAUAACAACCGGCUGCGUACCAUUCCUCGCGAUACGUUCCUCAACACGCGCAUUGAGUUUUUAGACCUGUCCAACAAUCAGUUCGUAGCCUGGCAGGCAACGGCUUUUGCUGACAUUGGUUUCACGCUGCGAUCGAUACAGUUCGACAACAAUCUGCUGGAGUUUCUGGAUCCGUACAUGUUCACCAGCACGCAGUUCCUGCUCGAAUUAAACUUGGCCGGAAAUUUAAUCAAACUUAUCCCGGACAAUUCGUUCGCCAACUUGAACAAUCUGACGGUACUGGAUCUGAGCUACAAUCUGCAAAUGCCGAUCAACUUUCGGGAGUUGUUCAUCAAUGUACCAAGAUUACGUGUCUUAAAUCUGCGCUCCACCGGGAUAUACCGUCUUCCGUCCCUAGCAUUACCGCAGCUGGCCACUCUAGACGUAAGCAACAACAAUCUCCAAGAGAUUGAUACACAGGAGGAGCUGUUCUAUCUGCGCGAGCUGCACAUACAGGAAAAUAAGAUCAACAACAUCUCGAACCUGUUGCGAAAUCUUCCUCCCGCGCUGCGUGUGCUGGACAUCUCGAGGAAUCCGAUACGAAAGAUAUCUUUUCACGAUUUCUCACUCUCCCGGCGGCUUGAAGAGUUACUAAUUGAGGAUAUCAAAAUAGCCAAUCCGGACAUAUUCAUAAAGUUGCACAACUUGAAAAAGUUACGCAUCAGUGCCCAGCACAACUUUAGCGAGUUGGUCUCGAAGCUAAGGGGUCUGCAGGAGCUGUACGUGACCAUCUACGAUGAGCACCUGGGCGACGGUCUCUUUACGUCGCGUAUGCACUCAAACACGAAGCUGAAUGUGGUUGAAAUCACUGGCCGUCGUUUGGUGUCCAUCUCCAGCAAUGCCUUCCAAGGGUUGGCCCGGAAUCAUGAUCUAAAGUUGCGAAUACACAACACCAUGGUGAACGAUCUGCCUCCGGGUGUGUUCUACGCGCUCAAGUACAUCCCACGGUUGAGCAUAGAUUUGUCGGACAAUCUACUCGCAGCCCUGGCGCCCGAUAGCUUUUACCCGAACGCCAGCUCGUGGGAUGCGGUGGGGACACGGAGCGUCAUCGGUGGGCUGGACGUGUCCAACAAUCCGUUGCAGUGCGAGUGUGGUCUAGUUUGGCUAGGUCAUUGGCUCCGACGAUGGUUACGAGAGACGGCGCAGGUCAAUUUGAUUCCUAAAGACGAAAUGAAGCAAAUGAUUCGUCGAGCAAAAAGGAGUACCUGCACGGAUCCGCUAACCGGCAAGCGACUACCGUUCCUUGAGAUCUUCCCCGAAGAUCUCCUGUGCCACGCUAGUGCCCUGAGUAGUUUAGCGUUAAAGUUACGCUUUCGGUUUAUGUUAAUUUGUCUCAAUAUGCUGCUAAUAGUGCUCCACAAGUCCCGAACACUGGUACUGUAA
This is a messenger RNA of Anopheles marshallii, 3942 nucleotides long. RefSeq names its product protein artichoke. NCBI's taxonomy places the organism in Eukaryota, Metazoa, Arthropoda, Insecta, Diptera, Culicidae. The transcript is spliced from 5 exons. The record is from RefSeq and is a predicted model, not a curated record. Bases 1 to 3942 code for a protein of 1313 amino acids. Gene Ontology annotation, molecular function: protein binding.